AUGUCGGUUAAUUCGAACAUUCUUGAGGAUAAGAUAAGCCUAGCGGUUUUAUACUUCAAGUCAUCGCAGUACGUCAAGGCUCUCAAACUUUAUAGCGAGAUCAUUAGGGAUCUUUUGAAAUAUGAUUCUGACAAUAUAAGAGAGAUUAGGCGAAAGAUAUAUCAUAUGAAUCCAGAUCCUGUGAUGGGACCAUUGGUUCAUCCCAAGCUCUCUUCGAUUUUGGAUCAGCGAGCUGCAACUUAUGAGAAGCUAGCACAGUACCAAGAAGCCAUGAAAGAUGCUGAAAAAAUAAUCAAGUGUGAUCCUUUAGGUUGCAAAGGUUAUUUAAGAAGUGGGAAAUUGUAUUUAAGACAAGAUAGGGAGCUAGAGGCCUUUAAAGUAUUUCAGAAAGGUGUUUACACUAUAAACAAGGCAAAAGAAAAGUUCAAUAUUCAAGUUCCCGAUAAAUUGUGGACCAAUUUGAAGAGUCAGUACACGAACGUUAAUAAACAAUUGAAGACCAAAAGGAAAGUUACAAACAAGGAAGCCCCCAAGGCCAACUCAGGAUCACAGAAAAGCCUUGAUGAAGUUUUGGGUACCAAACGAGCAUCUUCUCUUGCCUCAUUUCCUUCAGCAAGCUCUGAGAAAAGCAUUGAUCCGGUAGAGUGUUUGCCCUUGGAGAUCCUUGAAUUGAUAUUUUCCCAAAUCAACUUGAAAAGAAUACUAUCCUGUCAUGUUGUUUCUCGUUUAUGGCGAACCUGCCUAAUGAAUAUUCCUUCUUUGUACAGUGAUCGAGUGAUAUUUAAGAACCGUAUAACCAUAAAUGAAUUUUUAAGUGGCUUUAAAAUUAUUAAACAGAUAGUUUCAAAAACUUACUCAAAAGAAAUAAAACAGCUUAAACUAAGAUCAACUUUUGACUCUACCCAUGCCCCAAGAAUCCUUGAUUACAUUUUUGGUGAAAAAAAUACCAAAUACCAAUCAUUGGAUAUAAUCAACAAAGACUUUAGCAUGGAGCUUCUAGUGAAUAAAUUGAAUAAGUUCAAUUGGAACGUUGAUCAAUUUUGCAAUUUAAAAGUUCUCAGAAUGGGGAUAAACGCAAGUUUGAAAUAUGAGGAGUUGAUUUUAGGUGUGAUGAAAGAAUUGAACACUUUAGAGAUUGUCGUGAUUGACAAAAAGUUUAAUAACUCUAACCGAUUUAUUCUCCCUUCGGAAGAAACGAUUCAAAAGCAUCAACAAGGUGAUCCAAUAACUUACUCAAGCUUAGAAAAGCUUACUUUGGUCAACCACCCGCAUUUGAAUAAACAAUUUAUAGCAACCCGUCCAGGCGCUGAUACCUAUGAUCCAGCACCUCCAUUCAUAACCAGAGAAUUCCCAAAUCUUACUUCUCUUACAAUCGUGUCUUUUGAUUUUACUGAACAAGAGUCUAAUUUUGGAAACUUUCUAUCCAAAAGUCAUUAUUUGAAAAAAUUAUAUUUGGAAAAUAAUGAAGGGUUGACGAUUAAAAAUUUAAUGAUGUUGAUAUCUAUGUAUCAGCCACUAUUUAAAUUAAGCAGAUUGACAAUGCGAGAAAAAUCGAUCGGCAAGGCUAUCAGCUUAAGAGAAUCUGAUCCUGAUUAUUUUUCUGCAUUAUAUGAUUUGGAGAUUCUAGACUUAUAUUCAUCCUCUCUCUCAAUCGGUGGGUUGACCAAACUAUUAGAUAUAUCAAAUCGCCAUGGUCGACUCCAAGAACUUUCCAUCGGCAACUCCAAUUAUAUAUAUUUCAAGAAUGAUAGAAUAACCACUAGACCAAAAAUUGAUUUAGAAACGAUACUUUCAACAGCCCCUGGUCUUUCCAAAUUGUCAUUGAAUGAGCUUGAUUUGGACGACUCAUCUAUGAGGUUCUUUCAUAAAAGUAUUCAUGAGGUAAUUGGUUUGAAAAGGUGCAACUUGAAAGUUCUUGAUUUAAGUUUUUGUGUUUCUUUGACCGGGGCCGGUUUAAUGAACCUUUUCAGGCCCGUUUUGGAUACUUACAGUAAAUCUACAAAUUCCUUGAGCUUAGAAGAAUUGAUUGUCGAUGGAGUCGAGAUUAAUGAGGAAACUUUAAAAAGUCUUAUGAAAUCAGGCUACAUUAGCAACAUCAGAAAUGACCAUUUUAGACAAAAAUGGAAACAGUAUGGGAUUAACACUUUGGUUCCUGACGUCUCAAGAUAA
Molecule: messenger RNA, 2169 nt
Organism: Hyphopichia burtonii NRRL Y-1933
Lineage: Eukaryota; Fungi; Ascomycota; Pichiomycetes; Serinales; Debaryomycetaceae
Product: DNA-binding SCF ubiquitin ligase subunit
Exons: 3
Coding region: 1-2169 (722 amino acids)
Molecular function (GO): Hsp90 protein binding
Source: RefSeq, a predicted model, not a curated record